CCAACUUAGAAAACUGUAUGAACUCCAUUGAUAAGUUUGGCAUGUCCAUGGAUACCAUUAGCAGUAGGCUUGUACAUCUUGACGGGUAUCCAACAUUUAAGAAAGCAGUGUAUCAUUUUGCUUCUCCAAAGGUAUCUGAAAAACUUAUUCAGGAAUAUGAAACUAGAACCAAGAGUAGCAUUCGCAAUCUCAUCAUGAGUAGUAAUACAUUUCCAGAUGUCAAUUUGAAGUGA
This is a messenger RNA of Ambispora leptoticha, 233 nucleotides long. The record is from the annotation of a GenBank genome assembly. NCBI's taxonomy places the organism in Eukaryota, Fungi, Glomeromycota, Glomeromycetes, Archaeosporales, Ambisporaceae.